Messenger RNA from Scheffersomyces amazonensis, 1330 nucleotides. RefSeq lists its product as uncharacterized. Bases 148 to 1152 code for a protein of 334 amino acids. The transcript has a single exon. NCBI's taxonomy places the organism in Eukaryota, Fungi, Ascomycota, Pichiomycetes, Serinales, Debaryomycetaceae. The record is from RefSeq and is a predicted model, not a curated record.
ACUAGUACUUAAGAGUAUAAGUCCAAAGGCAGGCAUUUUUAAUAUUAGGAGGAAGUCCACCUUCAGGGCGGAUAAAAAGUGUUAGUAUAGUGAAUUAAUUGUAACUAACAAAUUGAGGUUUAAAAGUUUAAAAUUUAAUUUAUUUUAAUGUUUGAGACUGAUUCACUACCGUAUCUUAAUCCUAGUCAAGAUCGUAGAGUGGCAUUAAUUACUGGUGGAAAUAGUGGGGUAGGAUAUUAUACGGUACUUCAUUUGUAUUUACAUGGUUAUAUAGUAUAUAUUGCAGGAAGAAGUAGAUCUCGAGUUUUAAAUUCUAUACGAGAAUUAAAACAAGAUGCAACAGCUAUUAGACUGACUUAUACAUCUCAACAAUCAUCAAGUGAAAGAUUUCUUGGAGAUUUAUUUUAUUUGGAAAUUGAUUUAAGUAGUUUAGCAUCAGUUAUAUCGGCAGUUGAAACAUUUAAAAAUUUAGAAAAUCAUCUUCAUAUACUUAUUAAUAAUGCAGGAGCAAUGGCUUUACCAUAUUCAUUAACUAAUGAUGGAUUUGAUAUACAAAUUCAAACUAAUUUUAUUGCUCCAUUUUUAUUAUCUAUGAAAUUAUUACCUUUAUUAGAAAAGACUGCUGAUGAUUUCCCCUUAAUAUCUCCUCCUAGAAUAAUAUAUUUAAGUUCAGUAGGUCAUCAAUUAUGUUUUCAUUAUUUUAAUAUGAAUUCAACUUUUAAUUAUAAACCAGCAUUCAUAUUUACAUGGUUAAGAUAUGGUUUAGCUAAAACUGCAGGAAUUCAUUUCAUGAAAAUGUUAGCUCUUAGAAAUCCUAAAAUAUUAUGUAUGUCAGUUCAUCCUGGUUAUGUAAUGAAUACUAAUUUAUUCUCAUAUUGGACAAGAUUACCAAUAAUAGGAAUACUAUUUUGGUGUUUAUUUCAAAUCUUUGGAUAUUUUUUUGGAGUUACAAAUGAAGAAGGAGCAAAUGCUAUAGUUAAAUGUUCUCUUAAUCCUAAUUUAACUCUUGAAAAGGAUAAUGGUAAAUAUUUUGCAACUGGUGGUAAUGAAGCUCUACCUUCAAAAGUGGCUCAAAAUAUGGAUUUUGCAGCUCGAACAUGGAUAUGGACAAUUCAUCAAUUAAGUGAGAGAGGUAUAACCAUACCAUCAUAAAAUCAUUGUAUACAAAAGUAUACGAAAUUAAAAUGUAAUGACAAUUAUCAAGUAACGAAGAAAAGUUGAAUAUGAAAAGUCUACUUAAAAUGAUUGCAUUUUCAAAUUGAAAUUGUAUGUAAAAUACUCGUAAUAAUAAUAAUAAUAAUUUAAUUAUAAUAUAAUAAUAACAUAAUGU